This is a messenger RNA of Pelagomonas calceolata, 2416 nucleotides long. NCBI's taxonomy places the organism in Eukaryota, Pelagophyceae, Pelagomonadales, Pelagomonadaceae. The record is from the annotation of a GenBank genome assembly.
GAUCGAGUCAUGAGCAGUCUGGCUUGCAUUGCCUCGCAUUAGCGGUUAAGGCCGCACCUUGCACACGGACUGGCCCGCAUCGAUUCAUUCUGCACCGCUACGAUGCUCCUCCGCCAUGCCAUGCGCGCCGUGUCGCGCACGAGGGUGUGCACAGUGCGCCACCUCUCCGCUGCGGACACCGUCACCGUCUCUGUGCACGAGGCUCAGUCGACGACGGCGCAAGCGCUGCGCAUGAUCGGAUGGGACGACGAGGCCGCCGACGUCCAGGCGGAGAUCAUGACCGCGGCCGAAUUAUGCGGCAACAACCAAGGCCUCGUGAAAAUGUUCAACCCGUCACUCAUGGCACCACAACCGGGCGCGGGCAAGCCCGUCGUCGAACGCGAGACGGCGACGUCCGCUGCGAUCAAUGCGAAUCAAGCUCCGGGCAUGCUCGCGGCCGUCACGGCUUCGGACCUGGCGGCGGACAAAGCGCUAGAAAACAACGUGAUCAACCAGUGCGUCGGAUGCACCCGAUCCUUCUUCACUAAGUCAUUUCUCAGCGGUGACGCGGCCGUGCUGGCUCCGUCGAGCGGUGAGGAAUCGGCAUCGCCACGCCAUCGAGCAAGCGUCGCGUCGAUGGCGUGGAGGUCGACGCGAUUGAACGCGGCGUCAAAUUUGAUUUCUACACAGGUGGCGGUGGUGAGCGCCUACAACACCUCAACCUCGUCGGGCCAGCUCGCAUUCUACGCCGAGCGACAGGCGAAACGAGGUCUAGUCUGCCUCGCCUUGGCCAAUUCGCCGGAGUUCGUCCGCGACCGGCGUCCGACGGUGCCUUCACGCUGCGACUCGCGCCAAUGAUGGCGUAUGGAACCUCGCGUCGCACAGGUCGCGCCAAGCGCCGGCGCUUCCCCAGUAUUCGGCACGAACCCCCUGGCCGUCGCGGUCCCGCGCAAGGGCCAGGCUCCAUUCUCGUUUGAUAUGGCGACGUCGGCGGUGGCGCUCUUCGGCGUGCUCACGGCCAAGGCCACGGGCGCGCCGCUCGCGGAAGGCGUCGCCUACGACGCGAGCGGGAAGGUGACGACGGACGCGGGCGCUGUGUUAGAUGGAGGAGCCAUCGCGACGUUCGGCACGCCACCUGUGUGGAAAUCAACCAGUGAGUUAGUGUGGUCCGAAAUUUGAUUUCCACACAGGCGGACAUAAAGGGGCCGGUCUAGCCCUGUGCGUCGAGCUGUUGGCAGGGGCGCUGUCAGGCGGCGCCGUCGUCGGUCAGGAGGUCAAAAAGGACGCCAAGAAUUGGGGCCACCUGUUCCUGUGUGUGAAGCCAGACGCGCUCGUCGACGAGUUCGACGCAAAGGCCGCCGCCGUCUGUAAAGCUGUCAAGGACGCGGGCGCGAGAGUUCCGGGCGACCGGUCCGCCGCCGAAGCCGCGGCUCGGGUCCAGGCCGACGAGCUACCAAUUCCGAAGGCUAUAUGGGAGUCGAUCACGCGCACCGCGGAGCAAGGGCUCGCGGAGUAAGACACGGGCCUGCCUGCGGCCUAGCUAAUUCGGAGUGACUCAUUAAGGGUCCGUAAAGACCAGGGGGGAGAGCCGGGGGAACGGGCCGCCAGGUUUGAGCCGGGGCCAUGUGGGGGAGGGACGUAUAGUCGGGCGCUACGCGUCCGAACGCGCCGCGGCGGCGCGCGCGCGCAGCUCGUCGCGCACGACCUGCGGACAGAUCACGAUGCGCCUCUUCGUGAUGGGGUGCGUGUACGUCAGACGGUAGUCCAGGCCUGCGCGAACAUCAAGAGAUACAGAUGGACUCGAGACGCGUCGAUCCCCAGAAGGCACCGGGGCACCAAGCUAAGGCUAUCCCGUGCAAGCUUCUACACGGAAUCCAACCGAACCAGAUCGUCCAGUCGUAGCCGGAGAGAUUGUACUUGUUCCGGCGGUCCACAAAAUUGCGGAAGCAGCUCGAGUCGACCUCGUCGGCCAGAACUAAACUUGGAUCGUCGGUCAAUAAGCGCGCGCCGUACUGGAGCGCGCCGUAGAGCUGGGACUUGAGAGCCGUGUCCGUCCAGUCGCCCCAGUGGUUAUACUCGUCGUCGUCGACGAGGCUUGCUAUGUCGGUGACGCGGUGGAUCCGCGCGUCCAGCCCGCCCGUGGGGUCCCAGAACUGCAGUGAGAACGGCAGGGACUCGUCGCGCGCCGCCGCCGCCAGUACGAAGUCCGAGAACUCGCGGCCGAGCACCCCGAGCUGAGCGUUGACUGCAUCGAUCUCGUCCUUGCUUGCGCCCAGGCGAUCCGCCAUCCGUGUUGCGCCGCGGCCUCGAACAGCCAGCUCGCGCUGCACCGGAUCGAGGCCCGCAAUCAAACCGGCCGUUCCGUACGCGCCCUGCACGCACGCCUCCAACAAGCGUCGCCCGUAGUCCGCUCGGCCGUUCCGGACCGCCCAAUUUU